AUCCAGGACAGUCCACACAUCGCUCCGUUACUCGCCACAUCUCAUCGGCUGCGCAUCGAUAUUAUUGUUUUCAUGGGUUAAACCCGCGACAGCAAAACAGAGAGAAUAUUUAUUUAGACAAUCAAAACCGAGAAACUUGAAAUGAAAUGACACAUUUCCCCCGACCGGACUUUCACUGCUCGUCUUGUUGUGAUCCUUCGGGCGCAUCGACAGCUUGUUUUUGGCACGUUUUUAUUCCCUCUGAUGUCCACCUGUUACCGUCGGUUUCUGACCCGCAGACAGACUCACCACGGAUCAUCAGAUAAACACAGCUACUACUGAGAUGGCCCGUGCAGAGACCAUCGAGCACGUCGGGGAAACCGGAGGAGGAGGAAACAGCCCUCUUCCUCGCCACGGCAACUGCCACAUGGAGCUACCCGGCCCCUUUAACACAUGGCCCGGCCUGCUCACGACCACCACCGCCACCACCACCGUCACCCCCGGCUCUGGGACCGGCACCGGUGGCAUACGCCAACUCCACCAUAACCAGCCCCAUCUGCGCCCUCUGCAGCCUUUUUGCCUGCCAUACCCGAUGCCUUCCCCCCACUCAGAGGGCCAGGACGGGCCCCGGACUCAUCAGCGUUUAUCCCCGCCAUCCUCGACGCCUCCUCCUUCGCCACCUUGCAACCAGAGAGAAGAGAGGAGCAGAGGCACGGCUCAACCGAGUGCCUUCUCAGGAGAGCAGUCAGAUUCGGACAGAGAAGAGCACCAGGAGGCCUCCAGACAGCGGGGACCUUUGCCUGACCUGCUGCCCCAGAAUGAGCACCAAUCCUGGGCUUCACAGCAUCACGGAGCCACCGGGGGAGAGGCGGAGCAGCAGGAGCUGGAGGUCAGGAGACUGGCCGACCAGCUGAGGGUCAUCGGGGACGAAUUUAACACCACAGUCCUCCGGAGAGCGCACGCCGGCCCUCACUGGCAGGACUGGAGGGACGUCUGGCGAGGCCUCCUCAACUUCAUCGACCAGACUCUCAGCACUCUCUACAGGCUCACGUAGACGGCCGUCGCACUCGCAAAAGCACUGGUUACAAUGGCGACUUUUUUUUUUUUUACAUUCAGGACUCUCGGCCGCCGGCCACCGUACUACUGCGGCCGGUGAAAACGGAACAACCCCGACUGGUUGCUGCACUGUCGUCCUCUGGAAACGCGGAGGACUAAUGUGGCCUGAAAUCAAACGUUUUCUUGAACAAAGGCUUUGGGAAGUUGAAAUCUGCAGCUGGAUGGUGUCGGCGCCGGCUGUCUGUCUGCGGAAAACUGGACCCUACCUGCCUGUCUGUCAGUCCGUCCGUCAGUCUGCUGGUACAGACGGCAGCUUACGGACUGACGGCCAUGUUCCCUACGUGUAUAUUUUGUUUAAAUUAAUUUGCUUUUGCUGUCUACGUCAACGUCUCGGGGGUCGGCUCAUUCACGUAGCAGGAGCGAGUGUAUAUGAGUCACUGUGUGAGUGUGUGUGUGUUUGUUUACACACGCAUGACAGACCUGGGUCAAUCAGAUAGCUUGAUUGCAAAAACUUUUCUCAAUUUGGAAAAUACAGAAAUUUCUUUAAAAAACUGGAAUUUUUUCCUCCCGUUGAAUAUUUAAAAUGUUCUGUCCAUCAACAUAUCUUCUUCUGCUGACACUUUCUGAGACUCUGAGAUGGUUAAAACUAAUUUAGAGGAUGAUCGCAGACACGGUUUGACCCUCGUCUGACGUGUGCGUCUCACUAUCGCGUCUUUAUUUUUGCAUCCCCGUUCUUGUAAACUGUGAAUCUGGACGCUGUGGUUGCAUGGCAGGGAUACGUUGGGUGUUAUUCCACUAUUUAGAGCAAAGCACAGUGACUGAACUUCUCUCCCAAAAUCUGAAACCCGCUUCAUUUCAUUUCAUUCAUACGACGUGCCUUUUUUCCGCUCAGCGCUCCGUUGAGGUCCAAUCUCUCCGACACACAAGAUCAAUCAGCUGCACACAAACACACGUUAAAGCAAUACACACACACACACCCUCUUUAAGUGCUUUGUUUGCAGUCACUAAACUCAUUUGCAUAACAUCCACAAGUCCCAGCUUCAGCAUGGCUUAAGGUCAUUUAACACCACACACAUAUCUUAAUGUCCGCCAAGCACACACACACACACACACACACGUGCACAAACACACAGGGAAUCGCCACUGUACAUUCCUGCACGCCGUUCAUACUGCCAGUGUUGAGCUGGCAGUGUCGACAGUGUUUAUAGUUACUUGACCUUUUGUAAAUAUUCUUUUUUUUUUUUUUUUUUUGGAAGAUAAAUCUAAUUAAUCAAAAUUUUUUUGAUGGACUUAAGAAGUAUUUAUCAGAGCGAGGAGUUCUCUGUGUUUGGGAGAUGUGUUGUUGUUUUUUUAUGUUUUUCUGAGCGGCCGUCGGCGACAGCAGAGCGAGUUAGAAAUUAAAUCCAGUGGAUUUGAGAUGAUUCCUAGAGGUUAAAGAAAAAAUAUACACGAUUUGGAUCUUUUUAAUUGUUGAAAAGUAUUUGA
This is a messenger RNA of Thunnus maccoyii (southern bluefin tuna), 2520 nucleotides long. RefSeq names its product BCL2 binding component 3 (gene bbc3). The transcript has 4 exons. The record is from RefSeq and is a predicted model, not a curated record. NCBI's taxonomy places the organism in Eukaryota, Metazoa, Chordata, Actinopteri, Scombriformes, Scombridae. The coding region runs from base 323 to 1033 and encodes 236 amino acids.